This is a messenger RNA of Nelumbo nucifera (sacred lotus), 2473 nucleotides long. RefSeq names its product T-complex protein 1 subunit alpha-like. Lineage: Eukaryota; Viridiplantae; Streptophyta; Magnoliopsida; Proteales; Nelumbonaceae. Gene Ontology annotation, molecular function: ATP-dependent protein folding chaperone; ATP hydrolysis activity; ATP binding. Gene Ontology annotation, biological process: protein folding. The record is from RefSeq and is a predicted model, not a curated record.
CCUUUCAUUUUUCAAAUUCUCACUCCUUUCGGCCUCCGUGCCUUGAAUCCCUUGAUCUCUACUUGGUGACAGAAGAUUGAAGAUUUCUGGGGUUUGUACAGACCCUUCUUUGGACCUUCUAAGUUCUAAAUCUUCGGUUUAGUCUCAGAAGCUUUCUUGCUCCAGUACUUUGGACUAUCCCAAAAUGGCGAUUGCAGCACAGACUCCUGAUAUUUUGGGGGAGCGACAUUCUGGCCAGGACGUUCGGACCCAAGAUGUGGUGGCGUGUCAAGCUGUUGCGAACAUUGUGAAAUCAUCGCUUGGACCCGUUGGUCUGGACAAGAUGCUAGUUGAUGAUAUUGGUGAUGUAACAAUUACUAAUGAUGGUGCUACAAUACUCAAGAUGUUAGAAGUUGAGCAUCCAGCUGCCAAGGUGCUUGUGGAAUUGGCUGAACUCCAAGAUCGAGAGGUUGGAGAUGGGACGACCUCAGUGGUUAUAGUAGCAGCAGAAUUACUCAAGAGAGCAAAUGAUCUAGUAAGAAAUAAGAUUCAUCCAACAUCUAUAAUCAGUGGAUACAGACUUGCUAUGAGGGAAGCAUGCAAAUAUGUUGAUGAGAAACUUGCUGUGAAGGUUGAAAAGCUUGGAAAAGAUUCCCUCAUAAACUGUGCCAAGACAAGCAUGUCCUCGAAGCUAAUUGCCAUUGACAGUGAUUUCUUUGCUAAUUUGGCUGUGGAUGCAGUUCAAGCAAUAAAGACCACCAAUGCACAUGGGGAGACUAAAUACCCAAUCAAGAGCAUCAAUAUUUUGAAAGCUCAUGGCAAAAGUGCAAAAGACAGCUAUUUGCUGAAUGGUUAUGCUCUAAAUACAGGCCGUGCUGCACAAGGAAUGCCUCUUAGAGUUGCUCCUGCUAGGAUUGCUUGUCUUGAUUUCAAUCUUCAGAAAACAAAAAUGCAAUUGGGUGUUCAAGUUCUAGUCACAGAUCCUAGGGAGCUUGAGAAGAUCCGUCAAAGAGAGACUGACAUGACAAAAGAGCGUAUUGAAAAGCUUCUGAAAGCAGGAGCCAAUGUUGUGCUAACAAGUAAAGGGAUUGAUGAUAUGGCUUUGAAGUACUUUGUAGAGGCUGGGGCAAUAGCUGUGAGGCGCGUUCGCAAAGAGGAUCUGCGCCAUGUUGCCAAGGCAACUGGUGCAACUGUGGUUUCAACAUUUGCUGAUAUGGAAGGAGAGGAAACAUUUGAUUCGUCACUUCUUGGAUAUGCUGAUGAAGUUGUGGAGGAGCAUAUAUCUGAUGAUGAUGUGAUGAUGAUAAAGGGAACGAAAUGCACAAGUGCGGUCUCUGUGAUCCUUAGAGGUGCAAAUGACUACAUGCUGGAUGAGGUGGAACGAGCUUUGCAUGAUGCCUUGUGUAUUGUCAAGAGGGCUCUUGAAUCCAAUGUGGUGGUAGCUGGUGGUGGUGCAGUUGAGGCUGCUUUAUCUGUCUACUUGGAGCAUCUUGCAACAACUUUGGGAUCCCGAGAACAGCUGGCAAUUGCAGAAUUUGCUGAAUCCCUUUUAAUUGUGCCAAAGGUUCUUGCUGUAAAUGCUGCAAAAGAUGCAACAGAAUUGGUUGCAAAGCUUCGGGCGUACCACCACACUGCACAAACAAAAGCUGAUAAGCAGCACCUAUCAAGUAUGGGGCUUGACCUCUUGAAGGGAACCAUCCGCAACAACUUAGAAGCUGGGGUUAUUGAACCCGCAAUGAGCAAAGUGAAGAUAUUACAGUUUGCAACUGAAGCUGCCAUCACAAUUUUGCGUAUAGACGACAUGAUCAAGCUUGUUAAAGAUGAAAAUGAGAAUGCAGAUGAGUAGUAAGUAGUAGGAUUUGAACAUUGGAUUAGUGACAAUUUUGGUGUACGUGCACGUAUUCCUGUGGAGUGAGUAUUAGGAUUUGAACAUUGGAUCUCUUUCUCUCUCAUUUAUACAUGGGAAAGUCUAUGAUGUCAGAAAGACAUGAUACCAUAAAGGCUUCAACCAAUCAAACAUCUCCAAGCAGGGAGAGAGGCAAGUGUAUUGGUGGGGUCCCCCCCAAAAAAAUAUUAAAAAAGAAAAGAAAAUUUCUUGACUCCACCACUGUCCCCAACCAAGCAUGCAAGAUGUUCCCAAUGCAUGCUGAAAUGUGCUGUGGGGCAUUGUGGGGUGCGCUCUAUGGGGAGCCCAAGGUAUCAAAGAAUGGGCACCAACCAAGUAGGGUGAAUGCGAGUUCCACUUACCCAUAAAGAACCUUCAGUUACAUGAGUUUGAUUCUAUGCUUAUAUUUAGAAAUUUUCCAUAUGACCCUCUCAGCUACUGGGUCAUCACCUACACUUAGUAUAAAUGUAGGGGGGUGCAAGUGUGCUGAGUGUGAAUUCUGGCUUACUUUUGCUUCAGGUUCAAUAUUGGCUUGUUUGUUUGCAAUAAAUAAAAUGGUGUAUCUCUCACUUUAUAUGAAAGAGAAUGGAUGCGGUAUAAGUUUACUUA